Drosophila ficusphila is the source of this 1704-nucleotide messenger RNA. RefSeq lists its product as uncharacterized. The transcript has 2 exons. Bases 267 to 1670 code for a protein of 467 amino acids. The record is from RefSeq and is a predicted model, not a curated record. Lineage: Eukaryota; Metazoa; Arthropoda; Insecta; Diptera; Drosophilidae.
AGUGAAGAUGUGAAGAGUCAUAGUUAUAGAUGGAGAAAACAACAACAAGUGCUUGCGAAUAUUGAAUUGACAUCGGAGCUCCGUUAAAGCAAAAAAAAGCAGAAGCCAAAAAACAAACAAACAAAAGAUUGUUACUGUGGUCGUUUGAAAACGAGAAUGAAUCAAUAAACCUUAAAAACUAACUGUAAACUUCAAAAGUGGCACAGCAUCGGCCAAACAAAGAGUAGCGAACCAAAGUAGAGGAAGAUUUGUAGCAUAAUUUGAAUAUGGUUAGUCAUUGGAAAGAGUGCCUACUGUGGCUGCUGAUGGCAAUCAGUGGUGGUUCCCAGCUAAUUGCUGCCCAGCAACUGCAGGGUCCUCCGCGUCCCCGGGGGCGUAUACGUAUUGCGGAUAUGCAAAUUCCAGCUUCUGCCGCUGGAGCAAAUGCACCUGCCCUGGGAAACUGGCCCGGUCUGUCGGCUGCAGGUCCCAUCAGCUCCACUGUGCACAUCCACAUUCCACUGCUGCGCGAGGAGAGCGUGCCCCUGGCUGCCACGCCCAGUCAGGAGGCGGUGGUGUACGGCAACUGGAAGCCGGAGCAUCCGGAGAAGCCCGAGGAUUCGGAGACGGAAUCGGAGUCGAGUCAACAGCCCAGGGAACGGGUCUACGGACGACUGGAGGCCAUGCUCAUGGGAAUGCCAGCGGAUGGAGUUGACGCAAAGCCAUCGACUUCCAGUGAAGAAGAAAUCAUUCCAAUAGCACCCGGUGGCUACCAGAACCCCACAUAUUCCCGGCCAGCCAGCUUCGAGAGAUCGCCGGAAAAGCAUGGGCGUAGGAGGAUCACCAGCCAGCAGGCACCGCAGCAAUUCGAGGUGGUCAGGGUUAACGAUUCGGAUCCAAUACUUAAGGCCAUGGCCAAGCAGAUAAAUGAGUCUGUGGAAACGACAACGACGAAUGCCCGAAGGAGCUCCCAGCACUCCGGCGACGACAGUUGGAUGCCGCUGCCCUAUCCAUAUCCUUACGACACCACAAUGCCAGCUCCACCUGCGACAAGCUCAGCACUUCCUGGGUUCAUGCAAUCCUCGGUGGUUCAUCCACCGGCACCCACGCAGGCCACUCGAUCCACCGAGGGUCUCCUCAACUGGCCAACUGAUUUCAUCGACAGUACCUCGAAUACAGCGAGCACUGAGCGGAUGGAAGAGCACCUCCAGGCGAACAUAGACAGGAGAGAUGAGAGCAUCUCCGAUCCUGCGGAUGAGUACAAGUACUACGAGGACUCGCUGAACUCCGCCCAGAUGCACAGCGAACUGAGUGUUCCAGAGACGAUGCCCCUGAACAUAACCCGGGUGGGCAUUCCCUACGAGGAUCGCAACGCCUUGGAGGAGCCGACCAUAUGUGUGCCACUCACCGUUUCGGAGACCUCCCUCUCCUCGGACAGCAUUGUGCCCCAAGUGGUGGAGGUGGAGAGGGUCUACUGCUUCCCGUUACCCAAAGUAGAGGUGCGACCGGGUCACGUGCGUCCGCAGGUGGAGCAGGUGACCAGGGAGCAGGAGAUGUCCGAAACCGAGAUGCAGCCAACGGAGUCACUAAUGCCCACUGAUUCCACGGCGGGCUCAUCUCGAAGAUCACUUGGCGUCCUUACGCUGUUCCUUCUCAUUGGUUGGAGUUUCCGGACGGGAAUCGCUAUCUAGACUUAGGAUCGCUUGAGAUCAUCUUAACACAACA